GCGAUGGUAGUGAUGCUGUUGAUGAUGAUGAUGAUGGUUGUGCUGGAUUCUGAGUCCAGUGCAGCAGACUCCUUUGUUCCGACGGUGACUGCAAUCUCAAGCUCGCCGGAUCUGAGGUGGAUGGUGCAGCCGACAGUCAUCACAUCUGUCUCCCCCUCAUCCAGCCGUGCAAAGCCUAAAGCUCACGGCGCUAUCCAGUCGUCUUCCCCGGCAGGCGCUUGCAAGGCGCAGCCCGUCAGCAGGAAAGGGCAGAAAGAUCAGCCUUCCAAAGAGGAGGAGGAAAGGAAGAGGAUCAGAAGGGAGAGGAAUAAAAUUGCUGCAGCAAAGUGUCGCAAUAGACGGAGGGAGCUCACAGACACUUUGCAAGCUGAGACUGACAAGCUUGAAGAGGAGAAGGCUGCCCUACAGACGGAGAUAGCUGAUCUCCUUAAAGAGAAGGAGCGACUCGAGCAAAUAUUGGUCUCCCACAAACCAUCCUGUAAACUACCUAACGAUGAUGAAGAGGAGGAGGAAGAUGAUGUUGACACCAUGCUACAGGACCCCCCAGCCUCCCCGCAGCUGCUCUCCAUGUUAGAGAAUGGGAAAACUCCUGAGAGCAACACAGCAAUCGCAGAGAGCCCCAUCACUCAAGAGAUGGACAGUGUCCCUUGUAUCUCGGCAGCAGCCAUUUUGGGGAAUUCCAACAUCCUCCUGUGUGCAAGUGCAGAAGAAGAGCCUCUGGAGGACCUGAAGGGAGAUGACCUGGAUGACUUGGUCCCCAGCCUGGAGAUGGCAGUGGCGGCUGAAACAGCCGCAUCAGUCCCCGACAUAGACCUCGGCGGCCCCUUCUGCGUCUCAGACUGGGAAACCCUGUACAAGUCAGUGGCCAACGACCUUGAGUCUCUGAGUACGCCCGUCAUGUCUUCCAGCCCCACUUGUAGCAAUCUCCGCACGGUGUUCUCCUUUAAUUACUCUGAGAUUGAUUCCUUGGCUGAAGGUUGUGAGAGCCUCAAAGGCGGCCUUGGUGCAUCUGAGUUCAUGAAAGAUAGUCUUAACUCCCCAACACUCCUGGCCUUGUGAAUGCAAAAAAACAAAAACAAAAAAUAACAAAACAACAACAACAAAAAAUGAGUUAUGCAACAAUUGGACAUAACUGUACAUGGUUUGAAACCAGCCAAAAAGCUAUGGUCUUUCUCCAAUAACCUUUUGUAGUGUAAGUUGUGAUGUUGUGUAAACCUGAACAUGGAGGUUUGUGUAGAUGACAUGUUUUCUGUGGCUGUACUAGGGUCAACUUCUUCCACACCUAUGGUGCAAGGGCAGAUCAUUCUCUGGAAUGGAGAUUUUGUGCUAGUAGCCUAUCAAAAUGCAUGCAAAUACAAAUCAGUCAUAAUCUAGGAGGUUGUAUCUUUUUAGUAUUUUUUUCAUUCCCUAAUGUUAUGUGAAAUUAAACUGUGCUCGAUAUGUGUACAUACUGUUAACAAAAUUGUGCUGUAACAAGUGAAUAGCAGGGUUACUAAUGUGUAGCUAAGUGUAUCAUUUUGCUGUAUGGUGUCCCCUGACUUGACAUUUAUUUUCAAGUUUUCCAUGAAAACAUCAUGCCAUGUAUUUUAUCAAGAUGUAUUUUAUGACAUAGUUUAUUUUUUUACUUAUAAAAAACAAUGACUUUGUUGAUCAGAUGCCAAAAAAUAUAUCUAUAU
Molecule: messenger RNA, 1676 nt
Organism: Myripristis murdjan (pinecone soldierfish)
Lineage: Eukaryota; Metazoa; Chordata; Actinopteri; Holocentriformes; Holocentridae
Product: proto-oncogene c-Fos
Exons: 4
Coding region: 4-1059 (351 amino acids)
Biological process (GO): regulation of transcription by RNA polymerase II
Cellular component (GO): nucleus
Molecular function (GO): DNA-binding transcription factor activity, RNA polymerase II-specific; RNA polymerase II cis-regulatory region sequence-specific DNA binding
Source: RefSeq, a predicted model, not a curated record